Messenger RNA from Grus americana (Whooping crane), 4019 nucleotides. RefSeq names its product membrane primary amine oxidase-like. The record is from RefSeq and is a predicted model, not a curated record. The transcript has 4 exons. Gene Ontology annotation, biological process: amine metabolic process. Gene Ontology annotation, molecular function: copper ion binding; primary methylamine oxidase activity; quinone binding. Bases 2151 to 3752 code for a protein of 533 amino acids. Gene Ontology annotation, cellular component: plasma membrane. NCBI's taxonomy places the organism in Eukaryota, Metazoa, Chordata, Aves, Gruiformes, Gruidae.
CUCUCCAGGAGAAGUGGCAGCGUGCCGUCAGGGCUCUAAUUCACAGGUUCCUGAGGCACCCCAGCUUAUAUGCAGUGACCGUUAAGACUUUUGAGAGGAAAAUAAAGGCACAGCAGUUGUGUGCAGACACAAACGCUGCCAGAAACGCAGCCGGCAUGGGAAAUGUCAAUGUGAGCACCAUGUAUGCAGCCUCAGAGGUCCGUGCAGCAGUCUGGGCUCAGCUGCGUAGGCACGUGUUGCAGCGGAACACUUGUUGAAUACUUGGGAGGCAGGAGGUACGUCCCGGCUCUGCUCUAAACCUGAACUGGGGCACCAGAGCUUCCUCUCUGCGCUCUGAGUGAAACGGAUACCGUGUUCUAGGCUUACACCAGAAGGCAACUUUUUUCUUUCAAGCCUAACCCCAAGUAAUCUUCGAAGCCUUGUUGACUUCAUGGAUGGAAAGACUGACUCGGAAGUCAGCGCCGCUUUGCUUAACUUGGGGCUACUCAGAGGCGUCUGAUUCUGGCCAGCGGGAAGCAGAGGAGCGCAGGGUACCUCUGAAACUGCAGCUGUCGCAUCCCGCGUAACCAAGGCUCUCCUCUCAUCUGUCCUGCCUCUCCCCGUUGUUUGUGUCCAUGCCACAGAGCGAGCCCUUCUUCUGGCACGGCGGCCACGUGAAUUGAGUGCUGUGGGUCCGCAGGCUUUGCUGGCGCAGCAGUCGGCGAGGCAGAGAAGACGCGUGCUGGCACGGAGCGGACGUGCGUGUCCCUGACCUGCACCGCUGCAGCCUGGGCUGAAGAAGGCUGAGGCUGCCAGCGGUGGUGAGGAUAAUGGAGUGUGUCCUAUGGCAACGUGGCCUUCUGCCUAGCAGUGUGGUGAGCACAGCUGGAGGACCGUGGAGGGGCUGAGUCCCGGGCAAGAGCCGCUGCAGAGGAAGAACUGGAGGCAGUGCUGAGGCUGGGGGGGGUUGUCUCCCACUGGGAAACUCUGACGGGAGGAGGAAGAGAAGGCCAGGGUGAGGUGAGGUGAGGCUGGCAACAGGAGUGGAAAUGUUGGGUUGAAUCUCCAGCCCUGGUUCUCUUGGAUGCCUCGUGCUUCUCAGCACCAGCUCAGGGACAGGCAGGGAUUGUAGCUAAAGCGGUGCGUCUUGUCUACCCCGAGCAUCUGCUGCAUGGCAGGAUGGAGCGCCGAGUCCCGUUGUCUGCCCACCUCGUGCUGCCAAAGGCCUUUCAGCAGUGCUGCGAGACCAGCGGCCACCUCCGGUGGGGAUGGCAGAGCGCGGUUGUCACAAACCUUCGGUAGAAAUCCCGGAGGCGGCUGCUCAGCCUGGGCAGCGGCAGCCCGGCAGCACUGCACCGGCCGUGUGCUUGGAUGCUGCGGCUUGGGGGUGGUUUUGUCCUUGAUGGAACUUCUCAGAAGCUGCACCUCGGUUUAUCUUUGAAUCGGAGACAGGGACAAAAGCUGCGUGAUCUCGUUUCAGUGGGAUGCCGGGGGAUUAAUUGGUUCGUAGCAGAUCAGAGGCGCAAACUGAGAGGUGGUUGUUCACAGUGCAUUGGGGCCCAAAUAUCAUCCUGAACUACGUCUCUCCAUGCCUGCCAAAGUUGUUCUUCUACUACACAGGUGGAUGUGUUUUCAGCAAAGGCUUCCAUGUGGAAGAAUUUAAAAAAAUAAAAUAAAAAGUAACUCCAAGCUUGGAAUCGUGCUGCCAGGUAGAAUGUUUACAAGGAAGCAGCCUGAUAAACAAGGAAAUUCGGUGAGUUGCAAAGAGGUGAAAUUCUACAGUGCGGCAACAAUUCCCAGCUUGUGAGAGCCUCGCAGUGGUCCCAGCCACCUCAGGCUGACUACAGGAUCUUCAUUUUUACAGGCAGCCUCAGGAAGCUAGGUUGGACCAAAAAAGUAACGGAAUAAUGUGAAACUUGUCUGAGUCACUGACCCUGCAUCUCCACUAGUUUGUUCAGGGCACUGCUCGUGGAGGAGGACAGAGAAGGCUGCAGCUGAGAGAGGAGAUCUGCCCUUUCUGGUCACCACGAAUUUCAGAUCUCCUCCCCUAGCCUCUCCCAGUCUUUUGUACUUUCCGUGCUAAUCCAUCCAGUGCAGCUUAAACUGACAGAGGCAGCAGCUAGAAACCCUGCUCUGAAAGCUGCUGUGAAUGCCUCAGGACCAGCAGCACCAUGCACAUGAAAACUCUGCUCAUCCUCCUCGUUCUGGCUUUAGCCACGAUAUUUGCUUUAGUCUGUGUGUUGCUGACCAGAGCAAGGACCCCCAGCACCUGCCAGCACCAGCCCCUGGAGCAGGAGGACACCGAUGACGGCCAGAGCCUGGUCUUUGCCGAUCUGACGCCCGAAGAGAUGGCGCAAGUGGUGCGGUACCUGCGGGGAAACCUCGGGGUGCAGCUGGUUGACGCCUCGCGUGCAAAACCUUCCGACAACUGCAUCGCCUCCGUCGACGUGCAGGUCCCCGCCAAGGCAGAGGUGCUGCGGUUCCUGGAUGGCGGGGGGGCUCGCCCCCCCCGGGAGGCGCUGGCUGUGCUGUACUUUGGGAACCAGCCAGACCCCAACGUCACCGAGUACGUGGUGGGUCCGCUGCCAACGCCGGUGUAUCACCGGGACGUCACGGUGCAGAAGUACGGGGGGAAGGUGCCGUACCACCGCAGACCAACACUGGCUGUUGAAUACAAACAGAUUUCAGGGUUUUUAAAAAGCCAAGUGUUCCCCGCAGCUCCAUCUUUCAUGCGUCAAAUAAUGGAGUAUGAUGGAGCCAGUCUGGCAGCCAUGACAGCCGCUCCCCGCGGAUUCCAGUCUGGAGAUCGGAUCACUUGGUUCGUUUUGUUUCAGAACGUGAGCGGGUUCUUUGUGCACCCGGUGGGGCUGGAGGUGCUGGUGGACCACAGCAGCCUGGACAUCUCCCGGUGGGCGGUGAGCAGGGUCUUCUACAACGGGCAGUACUACAGGGACAUGGUUCAGUUGGAGAGCGCCUACGUGCAGGGUCGCAUCAGCGUGGAGAAGGCGUGGAGCUUUGCCUUUGGGAUGAGCGUGAGCCGGGGCCUGCGCCUGUUUGACAUCCGACACAAGGGGGAGAGGGUUGCCUACGAAAUCAGCAUCCAAGAAGCGUUGUCGGUGUAUGGCUCCAACUGCCCUGGAGGGAUGUCAACGCGGUACAUGGAUGGGAGCUUUGGCAUCGGGCGCUACACCUCCCCCUUGGUGCGAGGGGUGGACUGCCCGUACUCGGCCACCUAUGUCGACACACACUCUCUGUCUGAGACGCUGAGCCCCAGCAAGAAAAAGGCUUCCCUCUGCAUCUUUGAGCAGAACCUGGGCUCCCCGCUCAGGCGCCACUACUCCAACUUGCAGUCGCUCUACUACGGGGGGCUGGUCAACUCCGCUCUGGUCGUUCGGUCCAUUGCGACCGUGGGCAACUAUGACUACAUCUGGGACUUCAUCUUCUACCAGAACGGGGCCAUCGAAGGCAAGGUCCAGGCGACGGGGUACACGAGCUCGUCCUUUCUCCACGGGGAUGGUCUGAGAUAUGGCAAUAGGGUUUGGGAGCACACGCUGGGCACCAUACACACCCAUUCCAUCAACUAUAAAGUGGACUUGGACGUGGGAGGCCUCACGUCUGGCGCGGUGCGUGUUGCCAUAGGCAUGGCCAGGCAGACGGGGAGACACAGCCCUGUCUGCGGGGCUGACGGCGUGAGCCUGCUCUUGCGUCGGGACCGGCAUCGGGCGCAGCUCCCCGUGACUUGGGAAAGUCCUUUUGGUAUUUCAGCUGCCUGACGUACAGCCUCUGCAGCUCUAUCCCCGCUCCUCUUUUGAGGAAACGCUUGUAAGUUGGAUCUCGAGUCUCGGGCUGCAAAGCCGCUGCUGCGAGCCAGUGAAUUCCCUUGCUCCUGCACAGAGUCACGGUUUUUGGCGGCGGAUCCCUGCGGAGGGUUAUUUGAGUCCAGGAGCAGCUCCUGCUGCACCGUCUGGCGGGCUGAGCAGCGAAGUGCUGGCAGCCACCCUGGGAGGCACAAGGAUGCUCAGCCUGAAAGGACAGCUUUG